Messenger RNA from Fragaria vesca subsp. vesca, 1029 nucleotides. RefSeq lists its product as uncharacterized. The transcript is spliced from 3 exons. NCBI's taxonomy places the organism in Eukaryota, Viridiplantae, Streptophyta, Magnoliopsida, Rosales, Rosaceae. The record is from RefSeq and is a predicted model, not a curated record. Bases 90 to 956 code for a protein of 288 amino acids.
CAGAAGAGAGAAAGAACCAAAAGAAGCAGAUUCUUUCCAUCAUUCUAUCAGACGAUAACAAGAGAUACCCAGUUUGCACAGAGAUCGAGAUGCAGAGAGACUUGCUUGGGUCGUGGAAAAAGGAGCCGGAAGUCGUGUUUGAGAAUCUCGAAUGGACGCGGGUGAAGAUCGACCUAAAGGAACCUGACCGCGAAACGGCCAUCACUCUCAUCGAAGAUGUGCUUCACAAAACCCAGGAAGAGGAUGAUAAGCCGCAUGUACUCUUAUUAAUCGCCUACGCCGUCCGACAACAACUCUUUAAAUCUAAGGAGAUAGACGUGAAGAUGAUACAAAAACUUGCAGCGUGGCACCCACGGUGCGUCGAGAUUGACGACGACUACACCGAUUAUGGCUGGGUGACGGCGUAUGAAGAUUUCAAACUGGACGCCAAGGAGGAUGCUGAUGAUGAUGAUGAUGAUGCGGAUGAGGGUUUCGAUGAGUAUGUGGACGACGAUGAGGAGGAGGUAGCGGAUGACGGAAAUUUCAAUGAUGAUUUUAAGGAGAGAGAAGCGGCCAUGAAAAAGUUUAAAGGAGCAGGCAUGAUUGAAUUGAAGCGACGGUGCGAUAUAAUGGGAUGCAGCCUGAAACAAGGCCAAGAGGACGAGAUUCUUGAUGAAAUUAUUUCAUUCUUUUGCCAUCAGAAUUAUAUAAUUUAUAACGACUAUAGUAUGGAAUUGUUCGUUGAACGUUUCAUGUCGCGCGUCAAAGGUUAUAUUUCUAGUACUUGCACCCUCAAUGACCCAAAUACGGUGCGGGAAGCCCUUCAAACUGUGGAGAAGAUGAUUGAGUCUGAUGCUGAUGAUCCUGUUGUUCAUCAACAGGAUACUGUACCAACUAAUGAAGAAGGGAAUGAAUGCGAGAUUGCGACCCCCUUCAACCUGCCAGAACAAGAAGAAAUCUGCCUCACACCGCCCUAAGUUGCUUGAGUCACCUCUCAUCUCUUGUACUGUGAAAAUACCAAAACUGAAGACUGCUGUUUGCGACUCCUAU